AUGCUAAACCCUGCUGCAAACGGAGAGUCGGUGCAUGUGCUCUCCAAUUACGUGGAGGAAUACCUGGAGCUGGUGGAGUCGUUACCUCUGGACCUACAGAGAUAUGUUUCUGUAAUGAGGGAAAUAGACGCGAAAUAUCAAGAGAUCCUGAGGGAGCUGACUGACGUUUAUGAGAAGCACAAGCAGGAAUCUGAUCCGGUCCAGAGGCGGCGUCUCCUCCAGCACAUCCAGCGCUCUCUGAUCCGUACCCAAGAGCUUGGAGACGAGAAGCUCCAGAUCGCGGGGCAGAUGGUGGAGCUUGUGGAGAACCGCACUCGUCAGUUCGAGUGGCAGGUGGAGCUUUUCCAGGCUUCUCAGAGUUCUCCGGAGAGCACCGUGUCCGUCGGGAGCAUCGCUUCCCCUGCCGUGACGCCGGUAAACGUGACGCCGCUGCCCACGCCACUGAUGUCUCUGGCCAAAACGGGGGCCGAAAGAAAGCGGGAGGAGACGCCAGGGUCGUGUGAUAAAGUGAGCGGGAAACGCUCACGGCGGCAAAAGAGCGGAUCGGAAAACCGGGACAACAACAAUUACGGUUUGGAGCACAGCGACGACACUGUGAGCGUCGUCACCCCGAAAGAGAAGAAGGCCAGGACGUCAUCGACGUCGUCGACGAAAAAGAAAAAGAGGUCAAAAGCGAAGCAAGAGAGAGAGGCGUCUCCGACCGACCUUCCCAUCGACCCGAACGAGCCCACGUACUGCCUGUGCGAGCAGGUCUCCUACGGAGAGAUGAUCUGCUGCGAUAACGACAAGUGCCCCAUCGAGUGGUUCCACUUCUCCUGUGUCGAUCUCCACCACAAGCCCAAGGGAAAGUGGUACUGUCCGAAGUGCAGAGGAGACAACGAGAAGACUAUGGACAAAACCCUCGAGAGGCCUAAAAAGGAGCGAGCCUAUAACAGAUAGUCUCUCUCUCUCUCUCUCACACACACACACACACACAGUGCCUUUUCAGUAAGAGUCAAUACAUGGAGUUUGGUUCAUUUUAUACUUUGGAGGAAAAGAAGAAGAAGCAUUAAAGGAAAACACCAGCUUUAUUAUUAGUACUCCCCCCGUCCCCAUUCUCUAACUCUGUCCAAUACGUCUAGUGGGUGUGUGAGAGAUUUUAUUAUGGACAAAAAUCCCUAUGUUUCCUUUCAUUAUAAUUAAGUUUUAAAUUUCACCAACAACUGACAUUCGAAUUAGGCUAGUUCGCUUCGCUUUUCCAAUCUAAUCCGAGAAGGAAGCUAGGACGAAGCCGAGUUCUACACCGGUUGGUGCGCUUGCGUUUAACUAGUUAGCUUUUGAAGCUGUGCAGCUACUCACUUUUCACAUCUGAACUAAUAAUAAAUAAAUAAAUAACGCUGGACAGGCCAAGCCCACAUGUAAUCGCUUAUUAAUGUGGACAUACGGUGACUUUUAAACAAAAACACUGCUCCGAGUUUGUUUCGGUGAGCGUUUUGAAAGGUUAUCAUAGUGUUAUUUGUAUAAUUUUAUACUCAAGCAACAUUUUAUUAAUCAGCUAUCGGCACUUCUUUGAAAAAACAGAACUGCUUAAGUUCGUUAGAAAAUAUGAUGUAAAUAAGCGGGUAGGAAGGUUAAAUAAGCAGUCGAUGUUCGCGACGUUCUCUCGGUUGGUUUUUAACCCCGACUGUGUUACCGUUAGAGUAACGAGUUUGAGUUACGUAUUUUAAAUGUUUAUUGGCGGUGUUUAGAGGCUGCCCUUGGACUUCUUUAUAAUACGUUUGGAUUUAUUUUUCAUCGCUAUAGAGAGAGAGAGAGAGAGAAAUUCUCAUUCCUGAUCAACACACACACGACUGGAGUUGUUCUUUAAGGUUUCUACAUUUGAAUCCAGUUGUAUUGCGUUAUGCAUGACUCUAAGAACUCUUAAUGUACACAAUAUUACUGUUUCAUAGAUAUUUCUUCUGUAUUUCACUUCACAUCAUAUUCAGCACCACAUUUACAAUAAAGUCAAUUCUACGCAUCA
Messenger RNA from Ictalurus furcatus (blue catfish), 1999 nucleotides. Its product is annotated as inhibitor of growth protein 1. Gene Ontology annotation, biological process: positive regulation of DNA-templated transcription. Gene Ontology annotation, cellular component: nucleus. Bases 1 to 939 code for a protein of 312 amino acids. The transcript is spliced from 2 exons. The record is from RefSeq and is a predicted model, not a curated record. NCBI's taxonomy places the organism in Eukaryota, Metazoa, Chordata, Actinopteri, Siluriformes, Ictaluridae.